AUGAAGUUCGGUCACGAGUACCAGAAGGCAUUGGCUAACGAAGGCUUUCCCGAGCAAUGGCGUGGAAGCGCCAUCGACUACAAAUAUCUGAAGAAAUGCAUCAAGAAGGUCCACCACGAGAUGGAGGAUCUGGGCUUAGACGCUAACACGAUCCAUCAUCUAAGUGAGCCAUUGGAUGAUACAAUGAAAGCCCGGCCUAUAGUCCGACUCGACGGCUUCUACUCUGCGGCACAGCCACAUCUAGACACCAUAGUUGAGGAGUUUACGCCGCAGCUACGAAUUCUUGUGGAUGCGAAGACUGGCACGCCUCUUGAUGCCACUUUAACGUCGGAAACGAAACAGAGUCUGCGCAAGCUGGCGAGGCAUGAGAGAAUCUUCGCCGGCCGACAAGCGCACCUUGGGCGCCAUGCUGUGCACGAGAUUCACGGAAAUGCGCACGACUCGUCCGACGGACGUAAGAGCCCGCUCACGACAGAGACUUCUGAUGCAAAAUGGAUCGAAGUGCCGCUGUCUUCAGCCAGGUCUUUCUUUGACCUUCUAGCACCGAAGCUCGAUCAGCUUGAGGAGCUACGUGAGGCGGAGACACGUAAGCUUGAAGCGGACGUGCUCAAUCUUGGCGAUGCCGUUGAAGACGUCGUUGAACCAGUUCGCGAAGGCUUUGAAGCGAAGCGAGACGUCAGUUAUCGAGACCUUUACUUCUGGCGUGAAAUGUUCCGUUUAUACGUUGAGAAUCCCGUUUUCUACUCACCGACCGAGCAAAACCGUGGAGGCUUUACGUACGCGGAUGCUAGAAAGCGUCUGGAGUCCUACGAUCAGAAGCUCAGGGCCACGGGUUUGUAUGCGAAGCUCAAAACGCCACAGGCCAAGCGAGCAGCCAAGCAGUUCUUCGACCUGAACGUGGACAUUCUCAAGAUCAUGCAUUUCCAAGAGAUGAACGCACAAGCUAUGCGGAAAAUACUGAAGAAGUUCGACAAGCGGACUCACCUGGAAGGGAAGUUGUUCCUCAAGACUCUGCAGACGAAAUAUCCGGCCUUACUGCCGCCAUCAAACAGGAGCGCUGUAGGCGGCGCUGCAGGCUUUGCGAACAGCAUAGCUCGCGACAUGCAUGCCGAGCUAUCGAGCAAAGUCCUUUCGAUCGUGCCUCAACUGGAUGACUGGAACUGUCCAGUCUGUAUGGACAUGGCGUGGCGUCCCGUCAAUCUUGGCUGCUGCCAAAGUCAUUUUUGUAUCCGCUGCGUGAUCAAAAUGCAAGACGAUGGCAUGGUCCGCUGUCCAACUUGCAACGCAGAGACAGUGGUGAUGGCGAAUGGGACAAAUAUUGACUUUGAAGCCAUGGACUUCCUCGAGAAAUAUUUCCCUAUGGAAGUCAAGCGCAGGCAGCGCGACAAUGAGAAGGCCAGUUUGGAGAGGCAGUAUGGCGAGGCGUUUACCAAGCCUGGGUGUCUGGUGAUGUGA
Messenger RNA from Baudoinia panamericana UAMH 10762, 1455 nucleotides. RefSeq lists its product as uncharacterized. The coding region runs from base 1 to 1455 and encodes 484 amino acids. The transcript has a single exon. Lineage: Eukaryota; Fungi; Ascomycota; Dothideomycetes; Mycosphaerellales; Teratosphaeriaceae. The record is from RefSeq and is a predicted model, not a curated record.